Messenger RNA from Saccoglossus kowalevskii, 692 nucleotides. Its product is annotated as insulin-degrading enzyme-like. NCBI's taxonomy places the organism in Eukaryota, Metazoa, Hemichordata, Enteropneusta, Harrimaniidae. Gene Ontology annotation, biological process: peptide catabolic process. Gene Ontology annotation, molecular function: metalloendopeptidase activity; metal ion binding. The record is from RefSeq and is a predicted model, not a curated record. Gene Ontology annotation, cellular component: mitochondrion; cytosol; peroxisomal matrix.
AUAUAUCUGAACAUGGCUGCCAAUUUAUUAGAACACCUGUGAACAGUUACCCGUUUGAUCGUUUGCAAGACAGUUGACAUCAGAAGUGAAUGUCACAGCUACAGAAAACAAUACUUCAGUCAUAGAAACCACAGAAAGCCAACAAUCUAUGGCUAUGAUGGAAAACAAAGUGAAUACAGUUUUUGACAAGAUUGUGAAAUCUGCUGAAGAUAAAAGAGAGUAUCGUGGAUUGGAGCUUAUUAACGGAAUGAAAGUGGUCUUAAUCAGUGAUUCCACAACAGAGAAAUCAUCAGCUGCUAUGGAUAUACAUAUAGGUAGUAUGUCUGAUCCCAAUCAUAUCCCUGGUUUAGCUCACUUCUGUGAACACAUGCUAUUUCUUGGAACUGAAAAGUAUCCUUCUGAAAAUGAAUACACCAAGUUUUUAAAUGAACACAGUGGGUUCUCCAAUGCAUUUACUGGAGCUGAGCAUACUAAUUAUUAUUUUGAUGUAUCAUAUGAACACCUAAGAGGAGCACUUGAUAGAUUUGCACAGUUUUUUCUUUGUCCAUUGUUUAACAAAGACAGUAAGGAUCGGGAAGUGAAUGCUGUUGACUCUGAAAAUCAUAAAAAUUUAAAAUCUGAUAUGUGGAGGAUUUUUCAGCUGGAGAAAGCAACAGCCGAUUCUAGCCACCCGUAUAGUAAAUUUGGAACAG